Messenger RNA from Lontra canadensis (Northern American river otter), 665 nucleotides. It is a transcript of the gene LY6E, whose product is annotated as lymphocyte antigen 6 family member E. NCBI's taxonomy places the organism in Eukaryota, Metazoa, Chordata, Mammalia, Carnivora, Mustelidae. Gene Ontology annotation, molecular function: acetylcholine receptor inhibitor activity. Bases 129 to 665 code for a protein of 178 amino acids. The record is from RefSeq and is a predicted model, not a curated record. The transcript is spliced from 3 exons.
AGCUCGGGGAGGGGUCUCAGCUCGGAGUGUGCACUGAGCGAGGUGGGCGGGAAUGGAGCAGGAGGACCCUCCAUGUGCUGGCUGUGUGGCUGCCGGAAGACAGCCCACCCCACCCCGCUGUCUAUCAAAUGGAGGGCAGCGUGGCUCCCAGGGCCUGUGGCUCUGGUCCCUCCUUCCAAGGGGCAGCUGUGUCCCCCACCGAGCUGUUGUCUAAGCAGGACCCGUAUCUUUGGCUUUGUGAGAGCCCAGACCGGACACCCAUCUCCUCCGGAAUGAAGGUCUUCCUACCCGUGCUACUGGCUGCCCUGCUGGGUGUGGAGCGAGCCUGCUCCCUGGUGUGCUUCUCGUGCACGAAUCAGAACAGUAACUUCUACUGCCUGAAGCCGACGGUGUGCUCGGACUCGGACAACUACUGUGUCACGGUGUCCGCCUCUGCCGGCCUCGGGAAACUGGUGGACUUCGGCCAUACCCUGAACAAGGGCUGCUCCCCGAUCUGCCCCAGCCCCAGCGUCAACCUCGGCGUGGCGUCCAUCGGCACCCACUGCUGCCAGAGCUUCCUGUGUAACAUCAGCACGGCUGGCCGGGGGCUGCGCGCCAGCACCGGGCUGCUGGGCCUUGGGCUCCUGCUCAGCCUGCUGUCCGCCCUGCCGCGGCUCAGGCCCUGA